Molecule: messenger RNA, 1585 nt
Organism: Schistocerca americana (American grasshopper)
Lineage: Eukaryota; Metazoa; Arthropoda; Insecta; Orthoptera; Acrididae
Exons: 4
Coding region: 294-1520 (408 amino acids)
Source: RefSeq, a predicted model, not a curated record
CGAAAACAAACCACAAGUGUCAGCCAAUUGUUUAGUGUUUACGAAGGUUUUACUGUCUUAGUGUUUUCACAUCGACUGCUCGGGUGCUUUGCGCUGUUAUGUUGCGUAGAGCUGGCUGAGCUUCGUAUGAAGUGCUGCCGUUCGUUGCGUGUUUUAUAUAUUAUUUUAAGUUAAAAACAAAACAGUGAUGUGUUCGUGAUAUAUCGUGUAACAGUCAAGUAUGCUCGUGGGUGUUAACUAUACAUUUUCUCAAAGUUUAUUAGCAAUUAUAUGUAUUUAUAUAACAAAAUAAUAUGUCAGAAGAAGUAUUGGCGGCAGCGGCGUUAGCCCUGAUUAUUUUAGCUAAAAGGAGAAAAGAACGUCGAAAGAAAACUAAGCGUUGCUGGGUGCAGCCCUGGCUGCAAACAAGAGAUGAAGAAGGAAGAGGAAUUUAUAAUACGUUAAUGAAUGAGGAGAGACCAGAAGAUCCGCUUGAAUUUUCCAGAUUUGUGCGGAUGGAUUGUGCAUGUUUUGACAAGCUACUGUCAUUUAUUGGCGUGCAUAUUCGUAAGGCAAACACCGUCAUGAGGGACUCAAUUUCGCCGACCCAAAGGCUGGCAGUAACAUUGCAGUAUUUAACAACAGGAGAGACCUAUCAGAGCCUGUCAGUUGCUCACAGAAUUUCUGUUCCAUGUAUUUCGAAAAUGGUUAUGGAAGUGUGUUCCGCAAUUUGCAGUACAUUGAAAGACAAGUAUUUAAAGGCUCCAGCUACAGAGAAAGAAUGGGAAAUAAUUGCAAGAGAGUUCGAUGAUUUAUGGCAGUUUCCACAUUGUAUAGGUGCUCUGGAUGGGAAACACAUUGCAUUCUCUCCUACACAAUUUAGUGACUCUUUUGACAAUAAGAAAUUUAAUAGCAUAGUUUUGCUUGCUGUUGUGGAUGCACGAUAUCGUUUCAUACUUGUGGAUAUUGUUUGUAGCAACAAAGGCAAUGAUGUGGAUGUGUAUGUCAAUAGCAAAAUUGGUACUGCACUGCAAGAGAAUUCACUCAAAGUUCCGCAGGAAAGAGUUCUUAAUUGCAGCAGCAUUUCAGUACCUUAUGUAAUGGUAGCAGGUGAUGCUUUUAGCCUACAGCCAUAUAUUGUGAAACCUUACAAGCACUGUGAAGGUGAAAAGUCCAAAACUUUCAACAGCAGAUUAUCAAGGGCAAGACAUGUAGUUGAUAAUGCUUUCAGUAUUUUGGCACGCCGUUUUAGAGUUGUGUUACGUACAAUAAAGCUACCUAUAGAGAAAACUGAAGUUCUUAUCAAAACAGUGUGUCUUUUACAUAAUUUCUUGAUAGAUGAAGCAGACAGCACCUAUCUGUCAAGCAUGAACUCUGUGAACACUGGCCAAGACCAAGUAGAGGGUACUUCUUGCAGUGAGGAUUGCAUUUUGCAAAGCAUCCAUCAACAACAGGAAAACCACAUAUCAUCGGCUGCAAUAGAUGUCCGUGACAAGUUUUGUGAAUAUUUCAGCACCAGUGAAUAUGUACCACAGCAGUAGAAUUUUGUAAAUAAAUUUACUGUCAUAUAUUUCAUAGGAAUAUUAUUAAAUUUCUAUUUUGAGUA